AUGAAAUCAAAUUUUAAAAACUAUGAGGAUUCAAGAAGACUACAGAUUGCUGUUAUCCAUGGACUGGCACAAAUGGCUGCGAUCAUGGCCUCAACUUACAAGGCAUAUUUGGAUGUAGGCCUUGGCCCAUUAUCGUUUUUGACAAAGUUUAGGAUACCACAUCCAGGAAGAGUUGGAGGGAGCUUUUUUAUCGACCUUGCAAUGCCUUUAAUGUUGAGUUGGGUCCUCGGCGGUAAUGGCUCAAACCUUGAUGGGAGAUCAUUAAGUUGCAGACUCUCAGACAAAGCAAAUGAUCAAUUAAGAAAUUGGUUUGAAGAUGAUGAUGCUCUUGAGCGUGCUGUUAAUGGAGAGUAUGUAUAACAAGCCCAAAAUCUGCCUUUUUUUUUUUUUUUUAUAUACAUAUUUUUAAUAUCAUA
Messenger RNA from Camellia sinensis, 416 nucleotides. The record is from RefSeq and is a predicted model, not a curated record. NCBI's taxonomy places the organism in Eukaryota, Viridiplantae, Streptophyta, Magnoliopsida, Ericales, Theaceae.